GGCAGGAAGUAGUACAGUGCAGCUCUAUUCUGCAUUUGCUGAUAUGAAAGGAAACUAUAACUUACAGCAAAUAUUUCAACAUUAGUCUGUUUGCAACCAUUUCCUGGGUUUUCUUCUCUUCUCAUUAUACUCCUGCACUCCUCCCCUGAAAUGAUUGAGGGACAGUAGAAGACUAAUACAGCUUUACCAUUGCUGCUAUGCUCAAGUCUUGUCAGGACCUGUAUUAUCGGAGAGGGGGGAAGGCAAGGUGUUGUGAAUGUAAUUGUGUUCUUUCUCACUGGUACUAUGAAAGAGAUGGACAGUUCUUCUGUAAGAAAGAUUACUGGUCACGAUUUGGGGAACAGUGCCACGGUUGCUCAGAAUCCAUAUCUACUGGUCUCAUUAUGGUGGCUGGUAAGCAUAAAUAUCAUCCAGAGUGUUUCCUCUGUGAAAGCUGCAGCAUGUACAUUGGGGAUGGAGAUUCUUUCACUCUAGUGGAUUACACCAAUUUAUACUGUGGACAGUGUUAUUACCAGAAGGUUUCAACGCAGCAUUUGGGAGCAAAAUAUUCAACACUGCCCCAUACAGUGACGUCAAUGUCAUUUCCUCCCUCUGCAGAAAGCAGACGAGGUUUAUCCUUCACUGUGGAACAGAAUCCUGCCAAAGACACUGGCCCUGUGAUCAGAGUGGUUCAACUGGACUUGCAGAACCUGAGUCCUGAGGUGAAGCCUUUGAUCCAUGUUGGAGACAGGAUUGUUGAUAUCAAUGGAAUCUCUGCUCAGAAAAUUCCGCUCGAUGAGAUAGAUCUUGUGAUUCAUGAUACAGAGCACUGGCUACAAAUCACAGUUGAACAUGACCCAAAAGACUUCACAAGACAGGAGGACUUGUCUGGAGAAGAGUUGGACCAGCCUGGAAAAUUAGGUUUCUAUCCCCCCUGCAGUAAACGAACAGGCCUUCGUUCCAAUAAUAUUCUGCGCAGCUGCAGUAUUGACAAAGCUCCAUGCUCACAACGCCAUUCAUCUCUGCUUUCACAUAGAAGAGACAUUAAUCGAUCUGAGUCUCUGCGUUUUGACUCUACCGACAAGAUGCAACGAAUCUUUCGUCCCUCUGACCUAAUAUAUGGGGAAGUUCUAGGGAAAGGCUGUUUUGGCCAAGCCAUCAAGGUGACACAUUUGGAAACAGGUGAGGUGAUGGUGAUUAAAGAACUUCUUCAAUUCGAUGAGGACACCCAGAAGACAUUUUUGAAAGAGGUCAAAGUUAUGAGAUGCCUGGAACAUCCUAAUGUCUUAAGGUUUAUCGGCAUUCUCUACAAAGACAAGCGACUAAACUUGAUUUCUGAGUAUGUACAAGGAGGGACAUUGACGGACACCAUACAGAAAAUGGAUAGGGAUCACCAGUGGAAUCGUCGAGUGAGCUAUGCCAAGGACAUUGCUGCUGGAAUGGAAAUAAGAAUCAAAAGCAGUCACCAAGCAGCUGAUUUUAGUGAUGAAGUGCUUGUCAUUCAAGCCUACCUGCAUUCAAUGAAUGUCAUCCAUCGGGAUCUAAACUCACACAACUGCUUUGUCAGAGAGAACCAAACAGUGGUAAUUGCAGACUUUGGUUUGGCCCAGCUUGUGAAGGAAGACAAGAGAGGACCCUCUUCUCUGUCCAAAUUGAACAUGCUUGGACGUAAGAAAAGGUAUGCUGUGGUGGGGAACCCUUACUGGAUGGCACCAGAAAUGAUCCACGGAAUGGUUUAUGAUGAACGUGUUGACAUUUUCUCAUUUGGGAUUGUGCUCUGUGAGAUUAUCGGCAGGGUGUAUGCUGAUCCAGAUUACCUCCCUCGAACUCAGGAGUUUGGAUUGAAUGUGAAUGAAUUUCUGGAGCGCUGCUGGUCCAAAGAAUGCCCUUCUGCUUUCUUUCCCAUCGCUGUUUUGUGUUGUGCCUUGGAGGCUGAGAAACGCCCUACUUUUGCAAAAUUGGAGGAAUGGCUGGAGAACCUGAUGAUGCACUUGGAUAUUGGACUUUCUCUUAUGUCAGAACUGGAAAAGAUCCGGCAAACGUUUUGGGAGAAUCGUAGCCAGUCGAAAGAAGCUUAUGGGAUUCCUUCUAAACCAAUAAAGAAAUCGUUUCUAGGCAGAAGCUGAUACUUACUAUGCUUGCAGUAUAGUGGAAAAAUACGCACAGGGGAAAUGAACCUGAGUGUAAAUGUUUAGACUGUUACUUAUAUUAUUGGUUCUUGACUGAUUUUGCUUCAGAACAUAGAUUUUACUUUGGAUAUCAAGUGGCGACCCAACACAAUGGCAAUCAUGUAAUCCGGAUUUAAUAUAGUCUGGGUUGUAUUUUCUUUUACGUUCAUAGUUUCAGUUCAUGGUUCAUGCAACCUGCCAUGUUGGCAUCUAUCUACUUUAGCUAACUUCAACCAAGUGACAGAUGAAAUUGUGCCAAAAUACCAUAGAGUUUGGUUUGACACAUAGCCUGUGACAACAACAAAAAUGUAUUCUCCUCCCUUUUAAAAGUUGAUAAGCCUAUUUAUUUUGCAAUCCGAAAUGUAUGAUUAUAAGUUGCUUUUAAUUAUUUGAAUUAAGCAUUGUUUUCACUCCUUUACGCAACCCUACAAAACAAACCUGUGAGCCAUAUUUUGGUGCGAUCCACCAGUUGAGAGCAAGUGACUUCUAUUUUACAACAAUUAACUGCAAUCAUUUUUUACUGUUUGCAUUGAUCUCAGAGGCAAAGGUGCUAUUAAAAUAUUUAAGAGAAUUGUAUUAAAAAUGUGUAAAACUGAAAGACUUAUAGAGUUCAUAUAUAACAUAAUAAUUUUUUUCAGUGUUCUAUUUUAAUAGACUUUUGUUUAUGUAUCAAAGUACGUUUUGUUUUUCAUUUGUCAGGGGCUAGAUAUCACAGGAAACUAUAAGGUUGUGAUUCAACUGUCCAAUAAAUAAUUGUUUGUUUUCUCUA
Molecule: messenger RNA, 2916 nt
Organism: Myxocyprinus asiaticus (Chinese sucker)
Lineage: Eukaryota; Metazoa; Chordata; Actinopteri; Cypriniformes; Catostomidae
Gene: limk1b
Product: LIM domain kinase 1b
Exons: 16
Coding region: 198-2105 (635 amino acids)
Biological process (GO): actin cytoskeleton organization; protein phosphorylation; positive regulation of stress fiber assembly
Cellular component (GO): neuron projection; cytoplasm; nucleus
Molecular function (GO): ATP binding; protein binding; protein serine/threonine kinase activity
Source: RefSeq, a predicted model, not a curated record